AUGUCUGAGGAACGCCGCCCCCGAUCGCGCUUUGACAGCGACGAUGCCGAGCGCCCUGUCCGCUCGCGCUUCGACUCAGAUCGUCGCUCCAGGUCGCCGUCGCGGAGGGAAUCCGAGUCGCAUCGCGCCCGUAGCCCUAUCGCCCGUGAAGGCACAGACAGCCCUGCAUCGUCCAACUUCAAGAACGAGGCGGCAGCAAAGGCGGCGGCGGCGGCUGCGAGGAUCAACGCGCAGAUUCAGGCGAAGAAGGGCAUCCAGCAUGUCGACGUGCCUCCGAUUCGCUCUGCCGCUACUCCUCCAGUCGCCAAGUCGCCCGCCUCAAACUCCGCCGCGGCCAUAAACAACGAGACGUACCAGCAGGAUGGUGACUACAUCAAAGACAUUGAGAUCAAUGAUCUCCGUAAUCGCUAUACACUGACCAAAGGAGCUACACAAAAGAGGAUCAAAGACGAGACUGGCGCCGAUGUCACUACUCGCGGAGAAUACUACCCUGACAAGAACAUGGCCACUGCUACUAACCCGCCGCUGUACCUCCGCAUCACUAGCACCUCCAAAGAAGGCCUGGACAAGGCUGUCGAGAUGAUCGAAGAGAUGAUGAAAGAGGACCUUCCUAACCUUGUAGACGAACGUCGUUUCCGCCGUAGAGAGCCGGAGAACUUCGAGCGCGACGAGUUUGGCAGACGCAAGUGGCCCGAAGAGAAGAUUUCCGUAGGUCUCGAGCCUAUCAGCGGCUUUAACUUGCGCGCACAGGUUGUCGGUCGCGGUGGCGACAACGUCAAGUUCAUUCAACAGGAGACAGGCUGCAAAGUCCAGAUCAAAGGUCGCGGUUCCGGCUUCAUGGAGCCGAACAGCGGACAAGAGAGCGACGAGCCCAUGUACCUCCACAUCGCGUUCGUAUACCCCGCCAUUCUUACCCUCCAAUUACUGACAGAUCGUAGUGGACCCCGUCCCGAAGGCGUAGCCCAAGCCAAGCAACUCUGCGACGAGCUCCUCGACAAGGUAAAGUCGGAUUACCACGCUUACAAGGAACGCCCUCCACCGAACCGUUACGGCGACCGAGAUGGCUAUGGCGGUGGACGACCGGGAUACGGCGAUCGUGGCGACCGUGGAGAUCGCGGUGACCGUGAUGGUCGCAGCCAGAGCUACGGAUACGGUGGAGGAAACGGAGGAGGCGGCGGCUACGGUGGCUACGGCGCUCAGGGUCAGAACGGUUACGGCGGCCAGGACACAAUCAUGUCUCCUGCUGCUGCAACGCCGACUGCUGAUGCUAACAACCAAGCCUACGACGCCAAUGCGGCACAAGCAUGGAUUGCCUACUACCAGCAGAACCCAGAAGCUGAUCCUUAUGCCGCCUACGGUGGGUAUGCAGCGUACCUCGCACUUCAGCAACAGCAGUAUGCCGCGUACUAUGCUCAGAACGGUUAUGGCCAGACGCAGUCGCCUGCUCCCGGCGCUGGCGCGGCUGCACCACCACCGCCGCCGCCUUCAGAGCCAUCCGGCUACGCUGCUCCUCCGCCGCCUCCACCAGCGGCAUCGCCUUCCAACUAUGGCGCCGUUCCUCCACCUCCCGGUUUGUAA
Messenger RNA from Alternaria hordeiaustralica, 1578 nucleotides. RefSeq lists its product as uncharacterized. The transcript is spliced from 6 exons. Gene Ontology annotation, cellular component: nucleus. The record is from RefSeq and is a predicted model, not a curated record. Gene Ontology annotation, molecular function: RNA binding. Bases 1 to 1578 code for a protein of 525 amino acids. Lineage: Eukaryota; Fungi; Ascomycota; Dothideomycetes; Pleosporales; Pleosporaceae.